AAAAGGAAAAAAAAAAAAAAAAAAAUAUAUCAUUAUACACACGGGUUUUUUUUUGAUAACGACAAUGUUAUGGUUUUUAAUGAUGAUAAUUCAAAUAUGAUGAUGAAUGAAAAUUAUUUCAUAUUUUUUUUUUAUCCCUUAUAUUUAUUUACAUAUUUAAAAGGGAAAACGGAGGAGAAAAUAAAAAUAUUUAUUUCCUUUUUUUUUUUCUUCCUCCCCUGUACAAAAUACUUUCAAUUGUUUUAUAUAUUUUUUACAUUUUUCUUUUUUUCCUUUUGCAUUUUGCAUAUUAACUUUUUCUCAUUUAGUCUCUUUUUUUUUACCCCUCUUUUCCUUCGACUUUGUAACAUUUCCCUUUUUUUUAUUUUUAUUUUUUUUUUUCCUCCCUUUGGGUUGGGUAUUUUCAUUAUUACUAUAGCAGAUUUUGUGUAUAUUGGGCAUUUCAGGGAACAAUUGAAAUUUGUGAUUGGUUUUUUUAGUAACAAAAAUAUUUCUUUUCCAUUUUAUUUUAUUGUUUCAAAAAAAAAAAAAAGAUAUUUUUAUUACCUUACUUUCAAAAUAAAGUAUAUUAUAUAUUGUAAUGAAGUAUCUAUUUGAAUGGAC
Messenger RNA from Rhizophagus irregularis DAOM 181602=DAOM 197198, 603 nucleotides. NCBI's taxonomy places the organism in Eukaryota, Fungi, Glomeromycota, Glomeromycetes, Glomerales, Glomeraceae. The record is from RefSeq and is a predicted model, not a curated record.